Messenger RNA from Sporothrix schenckii 1099-18, 1293 nucleotides. RefSeq lists its product as uncharacterized. Lineage: Eukaryota; Fungi; Ascomycota; Sordariomycetes; Ophiostomatales; Ophiostomataceae. The transcript has a single exon. The record is from RefSeq and is a predicted model, not a curated record. The coding region runs from base 1 to 1293 and encodes 430 amino acids.
AUGGGCCACCUGAACAUACACACCGCCGGCCUGGCGGCGCUUGCCCUUGCCAGCCAGGCCACACUGGCCUCGGCGGCCGCGAUCCACGGCCCUCGCCAGGCGGCCGCCGCGCCCAAGACGGCAAAGUACUGCGACAACUCGCUCGGCGCCACGGUGUGCUUCGCCGAGUUCACGGCGGCCACGUCGGGGACCGUGUUCCGCUUUGCGAUUCCCGAGGUGCAAAAGGCGCCGUUUGACACGCUGGUGCAGGUCGUGGCGCCCGCGGCGGUGGGCUGGGCGGGCCUGGCCUUUGGCGGGUCCAUGGUGCAGAACCCGCUCGCGGUGCUGUGGGUCGACGGCAGCAAGAGCAAAGGCCAAGGCGUGGCGUCGUCGCGCUGGUCCAGCGGGCACACGCCGCCCACGUCGUACAACGGCGCGUCGUACGACGUGCUCAGCGCGGCGGCCAACGCCACGCACUGGACCAUUGACGCGGUGUGCCACGGCUGCAGCGCGUGGGGCACCAACAACACGUCGCUGAACCCCAGCGGCGUCAACCGGAUCGGGUACGCGACGAGCAAGACGGCGCCCACGACGCCCGGCAGCAACUUGAGCACCAUUGCCAUUCACUCGGAAAAGGGCGUCGCGCCGCUCGACCUCAGCGUCGGCAAGGUGGACUCCAACACGUUCAAGCGCUACCUGCUGUACCUGUCGAGCAACCCGUCCGAGUCGGCAGGCGCCGGCGACGGCGACGGCGGUGAUGGCGCGUCGUCGGCGGAGGCGCCGGUGCCGACCCUCCCCAAGAACAUUCCCACGACCACCAUCGGCAUGCCCCAGACGCCGCCCGGCCAGCCCGCCCAGACGACAUCCGUGCGCCAUACCACCAUUGGCCCCAGCUACGCGCCGACCACCAUUGUCGGCACGCCCGUGCGGUCCACGGGCGUGACGGUGACGGUGACGGUGACCUCGCCUCCGAGGGGCGGCGGCGGGGGCGCACCCGCGCCGACUCCGUGCAACCAGGGUGGCUUUGGCGGUUUUGGCGGCUUUGGCGGCGGCGGCCGGUCCUGCACACCGCCGUCGUAUGGUGGCGGCGAUAAUGGCGACGACGGUGACAACGACGAUGGCGGCGACUCGGGCUUCGGCGGCGGUGGCGGUAUUUUUGGCGGUGGUGACGGCGGCUUUGGCGGCGGACGCGGUGGCGGCGGCGGUUUUGGCGGUGGUCGGGGCGGUGGCUUUGGCGGUGGGCGUGGAGGCGGCGGCGGCGGCGGCUUUGGCGGUGGUUUCGGCGGCGGCUUUGGAGACAAUGGCGAUGACUGA